CUUGGAAACCACGGCCGAGGCGCCCCUGAAAGCUGCCCUCCGCGGUCCGCACCCCAUACGCGCCUCGCUCACGGCUCCAAGCGGCCAAGAACAACCUCAAGGCCAGCGGCGACUGGCGCUUCUCCCAGCUUUUAAGGUAAUCGCAUCCAUCGUUUAGCGCAAUCCUGCACCGUCCAUCUUCUUGCAAUUCCAUCCCUUUAUCCGCCUCCCAAAAAGGAUGCUUUCAGUUGCCGCGGUGAGAUGAGAGGCAACACGUUCACAAGUAAGACAAUAGUAUAAUAUUGGCCGGGCCUUCUUCCUGGCUUGAGUUAUCUUUGCGAAGAAAUCGAUUCAGGUUCAUUCAUGGUCUCCUCAAGUGAACAAAAAAGCAAAAUGCGUAGCAAAAAGCCCCUGGGAAUCCAGCUUUUUGAGUGUGUCCAUGGGAGUCCUCUCUCUUUCAGAUCAUGCCAGGCUCUUGUAUUAGUACUGACGUUCUUAUCAUAUGCCAGCUAUCAUGCAACUAGGAAAACUACAAGCAUUGUUAAGAGUGUUCUUGAUCCUAAGACAAACCUAGGUUUGUUGCACUGGCCCAGUCAUCUAUAUCUUGAAAAGUUAAAAGGCGCAGAGAACAAUGUGACUCUCUCUAGUGGUUGGGCUCCGUUCAAUGCUGAAGAUGGCACCGCAUUGCUUGGCGAGAUUGAUUUGGCUUUUCUUGGUGUAUAUGCAUUUGGCAUGUUCUUUGCUGGCCAUUUGGGCGAUCGAGUGGAUCUAAGGAUCCUGCUGACUAUCGGAAUGAUAGGCACUGGAUUAUUCACUGCUGCUUUCGGAGCUGGAUACUGGUUCAAUAUACACAACUUCUACUACUUUUUGGGCAUGCAGAUGAUUGCUGGCCUGUUUCAGUCAUCCGGAUGGCCUUCAGUGGUUGCAGUAGUUGGUAAUUGGUUUGGGAAGAGCAAGAGGGGGCUGAUAAUGGGAAUUUGGAAUGCUCACACAUCUGUGGGAAACAUAUCUGGCUCUCUAAUUGCUGCUGCAAUGUUAAAGUUCGGAUGGUCUUGGUCCUUCGCGGUGCCUGGUAUCAUGAUUGCUCUAGUUGGGCUCACAGUGUUUUUGUUCUUGCCUGUUAGUCCUGAUGUGAUUGGAAUUGAGGAGGAUCUCCACUUGAAGGACUCUGAAAAGAAUGACAUGGACACCCCUUUGCUGGAAGGACACUUAGAAUCAAAAGGAAAGGCAGUUGGAUUUAUUGAGGCAUGGAGAAUUCCUGGUGUAGCUCCUUUUGCGCUCUGCCUUUUCUUUUGCAAGCUUGUGGCUUAUACGUUUCUAUAUUGGCUUCCCUUUUACAUCAGCCACACAGCUAUCGGCGGACAAUAUUUGUCGGACUCCUCAGCUGGGGUACUAUCAACCCUGUUCGACGUGGGUGGCGUUGUAGGCGGCAUCCUCGCCGGACACAUCUCCGACCACCUCGACACCCGGGCACUGACAGCAGCAAGCUUCACCUUCUUGGCGAUACCGGCGCUCUUCUUCUACCGCAUAUACGGUAGCGUUUCGCUGACCUGGAACAUCGUGCUCAUGUUUGUCACCGGGAUGCUGGUUAACGGGCCUUACGCGCUGAUCACCACGGCCGUGUCUGCGGACCUCGGCACGCACAGCUCCCUGAACGGCAACUCCCGCGCGCUGGCCACCGUGACCGCGAUCAUCGAUGGCACGGGGUCGAUCGGCGCUGCGGUCGGCCCGCUGCUGACGGGGUACAUCUCCGCGAGGAGCUGGGGCGCCGUGUUCACGAUGCUGAUGGUGUCGGCGCUCAUUGCCGGGCUGCUGCUGUCGAGGCUGGUCGUGGCAGAGAUUGUUGCCAAGAUGGAGCCCAGGAGGGCUGCUUCUGCUAGCGACCUGCCCGUGUCCGUGUCCUCCAUGGAUGAACCUUAACCUGGGAAUGGUUGAGCUGGGCAGCUGGCUGUGUUCACGUGGGGAAGUGGAAGUGGUGGGAGAGCAGACCACCUCUGAUUUGAGGCCCGAGUAUUAGGUGCCCUUCUGUCCCUGAACUGCGGGAUCUCGUUCUUGUGAUGUAUCACGUCAUAUGUAUAUGGAAUGCCUGGUUGCUGACGAUGCUGAUUGUGAGUAUGUGAUCGGGCUACGGCGCGGGGAUUUGCGUAUCUGCUCGUUGAGCUGCAUAUGCAUCCUUCUGUUAGCAAAAGCAAUCCCAGAAAAAGGACAAUGUAUGCAAAGCUCAUGGACAGGACGACCAGUGGACCCAAAAAUUGUAGUAGCUGCGGAAUGACUUGUUGUAUAGCUUGUCUAUCCAGGUUACGGGCAUGUUGCAGCAUGAUCCUGCCUCUACUAGUGUUUAUCAAGGUUGCUCUUUGCCUGUGCA
Messenger RNA from Phragmites australis (common reed), 2344 nucleotides. Its product is annotated as putative glycerol-3-phosphate transporter 1. The transcript is spliced from 3 exons. Gene Ontology annotation, biological process: phosphate ion homeostasis; transmembrane transport. Gene Ontology annotation, cellular component: membrane. Lineage: Eukaryota; Viridiplantae; Streptophyta; Magnoliopsida; Poales; Poaceae. The coding region runs from base 343 to 1899 and encodes 518 amino acids. The record is from RefSeq and is a predicted model, not a curated record. Gene Ontology annotation, molecular function: transmembrane transporter activity.